UUUCGCACUGAAAGCAACAACUAGUGCGUCAGAGAGAAGUAGUGAUUAUAGCUUGUUGAAUCAAAAGUUGGAGUAGUGCAGUUUUCAGUUCCUAUUUUUGUCACCUGUUCUUACGAGAGAACACUACAUAAAAAGGAAAACUGGUUCUAUGUUGCCAGUGUUUCACCUUGGAUUCCAAGAGAUUUAUUACACCAUGAUCAGCAUCACUAUUUUCAGCUCAUUCUUUGGCCUUUUUAUUGCAUUCGCUUCUGCAGGAACGAUUCCUAACUCACAAGCGGAGGAUACAGAAAAUAUACAAAAAUUAGCCAUAGCCAACAAUGAGUUGGCUUUUAAUCUUCAUCGGAAACUUGUCUCUAAUUCUUCAAAGAACGUAUUCUUCUCACCUCUGAGUAUCUCCACAGCUUUUGGUAUGCUAUUUCGUGGAGCCAGAGGAGACACAGCCGAGGAACUAAGAAACGUUCUGGGCUACGACAAAGCAGAUUUACCGAGUGAUCUCGUCCAAGACACGUUCAACCGUUUCUUAAGCGGAGCUUUAGACACCACAGAUUCCUCUGCUGGAUAUGUUUUAAAGGCCGCCAAUGCUAUUUUCAUCGAUAAGUUCUUCGAAUUACUUGAGGAUUACAGAGACGACGUUGCAAAAUUUUACAAAGCUGCUGUAAGGAAUGUGAAUUUCUCAACAGAUGCUACCGAAAUAGUGGAAGAAAUCAACAGUUGGGUCAGGGAAAAGACUAAUGGCAAGAUAGAUAAACUUUUCGAUGAUCUGAGUCCAUCGACUUUAAUGGUUUUGCUGAAUGCUGUUUACUUUAAAGGGACAUGGCAUGUUCAGUUCAAUCCUGAAGAAACAACAGAAGAAAUCUUUCUCAAUAACGGUCUGGAAUCAGAAGCAAAAAAGGUACCACUUAUGCACUUGACAUCCUAUUUCCUGAGUGAUUCCACGGAUGAUUACCACGCACUAGAGUUGCCUUACAAAGGAGGAAAUGUCAGCAUGCUCAUCCUGUUGCCGAAUGAACCAGAUGGUCUCCACGCUCUUGAAGACAGUCUGACACCAGAAAAAUUGGCCGAUAUCCAAGAAAAAUUGGAGCGAACCAAGAUAGAUGUCUCUUUGCCAAAAUUCAAACUAGAUUUCGAGGAGGAACUCUCCGAUGAAAUGCAUGCUCUUGGCGCCAAUCAGAUCUUUAAAGGAGAUGCUGACUUUUCUGGAAUGACUAAAUGUGAUGGCGCAUUCGUCAGUGAAAUUCGCCACAAGGCAAUCAUCGAAGUGAACGAAGAAGGGAGCGAAGCAGCUGCUGUGACAGGGGUCAUCAUAGACAGAAUGAAAUCUCCACAUUUCAGAGCAGAUCAUCCAUUCUUUUUUGCCAUUGUGGAGAAGAGUAGCAACAUGAUAUUAUUCAUGGGACAUGUGAAUAACUUGUAAAAUUGAUAUCGUGGAAAUAAAUUUCAUUUCCAUUUCA
This is a messenger RNA of Argiope bruennichi, 1451 nucleotides long. RefSeq names its product serpin B4-like. The record is from RefSeq and is a predicted model, not a curated record. Bases 149 to 1414 code for a protein of 421 amino acids. The transcript is spliced from 4 exons. Gene Ontology annotation, biological process: negative regulation of endopeptidase activity. NCBI's taxonomy places the organism in Eukaryota, Metazoa, Arthropoda, Arachnida, Araneae, Araneidae. Gene Ontology annotation, molecular function: serine-type endopeptidase inhibitor activity.